AUGAGAAAUAAAGAUUUAGCAAGAACACUGCCAGUAGACUUUUACAAUCCAUACAACAAUAAAAAGCAUAAAAACACUACAGAAACACACACAACCUACCCAUAUAUACCAUACAACAGCAACAGACCAACAUCUUUUUACUCGAGAUUAAUGAAACCAAAGCACCCCAUGAUGAAGCAUACCAUUGAUAUUGGUGAUGAUGACGAAGUAGAUUCAUUACUCGACAAACUAACAGCACUCAGUGUCAAUCAGCAGCAGCCGAGUCCCAAGAGUGAUAUGGAUCGUUGUGUAGCAGAUAUACUUGAACUGAAAAAGAGUGCGCUCAAAAUACUUGUUGACCAAAACGACACCACAUUUGACAAACGAUAUGAAGAGACAGAGAUACCAGUACCAAAAGAAAUCGUCAAGCCAUUAACAGAUCAAGAGAAUGCAAUUGUGGACAGACUGUUUAGAAAAGGACAGCAAGGGGAAGUGUCCAAUUUCAAAAAGGCAACUGUCAGCUUUCAAGAUUUAUACCGUCUUUAUCCAGAAACAUGGCUCAACGACGAGGUAGUGAACUUCUACUUUGAGUUACUGUCAGAUCGUGCAGCCAAUUCACAAGAUCUACCCUCCAUUCAUUGCUUCAAUACAUUCUUUUGCUCAACACUGCGAGAUCAAGGAUACGCCAAAGUGAAAAGAUGGACAAAACGAGUGGAUGUGUUUUCAAAAGACAUCUUGUUCGUGCCUAUCAACCAGUCGUACCAUUGGGUGUUGGGUGUGAUGGAUAUGAAGGCAAAGACAGUGGCUGUAUAUGAUUCCUUGGGCGGCAAUCACGACCAUACACUCAAUUUAUUUUUAUCUUAUUUGGAGCAAGAGCAUUUAGACAAGAAAAAGACACCAUUUGAUACAUCGGAUUGGAAGAAGCUGACACCCAAGGAUAUACCAAGACAGGGAAACAUGUCAGACUGUGGUGCAUUUGCUUGUACCUUUGCAGAGAGAUUAUCAAGACGAUCCACAUUUAAUUUCGCUCAGCAAGACAUGGAGACAAUUCGACGUAGAAUGGCAUUGAACAUCUUUAAUAAAACUAUUUAA
Messenger RNA from Mucor velutinosus, 1071 nucleotides. RefSeq lists its product as uncharacterized. The transcript is spliced from 3 exons. Gene Ontology annotation, cellular component: nucleus. Gene Ontology annotation, biological process: proteolysis; protein desumoylation. Gene Ontology annotation, molecular function: deSUMOylase activity. Bases 1 to 1071 code for a protein of 356 amino acids. The record is from RefSeq and is a predicted model, not a curated record. NCBI's taxonomy places the organism in Eukaryota, Fungi, Mucoromycota, Mucoromycetes, Mucorales, Mucoraceae.